Sparassis crispa is the source of this 1128-nucleotide messenger RNA. RefSeq lists its product as hypothetical. The transcript is spliced from 3 exons. Gene Ontology annotation, molecular function: protein binding. Bases 1 to 1128 code for a protein of 375 amino acids. Lineage: Eukaryota; Fungi; Basidiomycota; Agaricomycetes; Polyporales; Sparassidaceae. The record is from RefSeq and is a predicted model, not a curated record.
AUGUCGCAUACCAAGAACAUUCAUUUUCUCCCACCUGAGCUUUAUCCCCACAUAGCGGAAUCCCUCAUCGAUGAUCGUCGCUCACUCCGAGCUUUCGCGCUCACUUGUCGUGCGUGGCGUGCAGUUGGCCAGGGGUUUCUCUUUCGCAGGAUCUCGGUGACUGGGGAGCGUAGGUUCUAUGAACUUAUGUGGCUUUUGGACGCCCAUCCUGAAGCUGGUGUAUGGAUUCAUGAGCUAUGCGUCAGCACCCUGUUUGAGCGACCGCAGAAUGAUUGGAUAUACACAAUCCCCGUUCUUCUACCCACUCGUCUGACAGCCUUGCAUACUCUCACGUUCAGCAAUGUGACAGAUCUCAUGGCGUACGACGAAGAAAAGUUCUUCCCAAACCUAUCUCCUGCGUUUCCUUCCAUCAGAACGCUGAACGUGAUGGACUGUACUCUCCCACUCGCGGCAUUCAUCGACUAUCUCUCCUUGCUCGGAAAUCUGGACAGUCUCCUGAUUGAAGGGUUUCGGUUACCCAAUACCGUGACCGUGAGACGUGAUUUCACGAGCCAAGAGCAUCCAUGGGAGGGGCUAGUGGUACCUAGCAGCUCUUGUGUGGCCCGGCUUCGUUCAUUUGCGUUGUGUCGCAGUUCAACACAUGCUUGCCCCACGAACAACUUUGUCCGCUGGCUUGGCCAUGCAUCUGGGUUGCGGUCAUUGAGCCUAGACAUCAACAGGCACCAAGAUCUCCAGAACGUUGGGCGACUAAUCAACGCUAUCGGGCCUUCUCUAGAGAACUUAGGCUUGGGCAUCUACACGCAGGACUACAGUUUCACGGAGUACAUCAACCUCUCUUCAUGCACAUCUUUACGCACCUUUGCACUCCGUCCGUCCCAUUUUUCCCCUAUUCCUUUGCUGUCACAACUUGUUUCGCCCCACCUUCGCAAGAUCACAUUAAUAGACAUUUUGGAGCGGCAUAUUCAUCCCCCUCUAUGUGCCCUUUUCAGGAAAUCUGUCUUCGCUGCUGUUGAGAUCUUCAUCGUGUCGACACGUUGCAAGGAGUUUUCAGAGCCUAUGAUGUGCAUGAUGGCAGAACUCUCUGCACAUCUCAUUUACUCGCAGAAUCGACUUUUGCUUGAACAUUGA